AUGCUCCCCACGGGUCCCCGAGGGUGGCCGCUGCCGCUGCUGCUGCUGCCGCUGCUGACCCGCGGCGCGCCGACCCCGGGCGACCCGGGGGACCCCGACACGGCGGUGGUGGUGCCCUCGCGGCUGCCCGGCAGCGCGGACGGCGAGCUGAAGUGCACCAUGACCGCCUUCGGCCAGACCUUCGUGCUGAACCUGGUGCCCGACGCCAGCUUCCUGGCGCCCGAGUUCAAGGUCGAGUUCAUCGGGGGCGCGUACGGCGCGACCGAGGGCGACCGGCCGCCGCGCGGCUGCUUCUACUCGGGCACCGUCAACGGGGACCCGCAGUCGCUGGCGGCCGUGAGCCUGUGCCACGGCCUCCACGGCUCCUUCGAGCUGGACGGCCACGAGUACACGGUGCGGCCCCGCCACGGCGACGGCGGCAGCGUCCUCAGCCAGGCGCACCUCCUGCAGCGCUGGGGCCCCGUCCCCGUGCCCACCGCCGGCCCGCCGGGGCCCGCGGGGGGGAGGUCGAGGCAGGCGCGGGAGGUGCGCGGCGACAUGCCGGAGCGCGACGGCGACGGAGACGCGGAGGCCACCAGCCCGGCGCCCCCGCGGCGCCGCAAGCGGUUCGUGUCCCAGCCGCGCUACUUGGAGACGCUGGUGGUGGCCGACGAGACUGUGCUGCGGUUCUACGGGGCCCACCUGCAGAACCACAUUCUGACCCUCAUGUCCGUGGCUGCUCGAAUCUUCAAGCAUCCCAGCAUCAAAAACUCCAUCAAUCUGGUGUUGGUGAAGAUGCUGGUAAUAAGAGAUGGCAAUUUGGGCCCAAACUCAUCCCAAGACGGAAAUUUGUUGCUGAAGAACUUUUGCUCCUGGCAGCGUGACUACAACCCGCCCAGUGACAGACACGCGGAGCACUAUGACACGGCUGUGCUGCUCACCAGAAAGAGCUUCUGUCUGGAUUCACAAUCCUGUGACACCCUGGGUCUGGCAGACAUCGGCGUCAUCUGUGACCCCAGGAAGAGCUGCUCCAUCGUGUUGGACCAGGGGCUGCAGUCUGCCUACACGCUGGCCCAUGAACUGGGGCACGUCCUCGGCAUGCUCCACGACGACUCGAACUCCUGCGUGAGCAAGUUUGGCACCCUGAGCAAGAACCACCUCAUGGCCUCGUUGUUCAAAAGGAUCAACCGGACCCUGCCCUGGUCCAUCUGCAGCGCCUCCUUCCUCACGGACACGCUGGACAAAGGGAAAGGAGACUGUCUCCUGGAUCAGCCCACCGGCGCCUUGGUCUUGCCCACGGGUCUCCCGGGCAACAACCCGUUCUACAACCUGGACCAGCAGUGCCGGCAGCUCUUCGGACCCACCUAUGUCCACUGCAGCGAUUUGCAGGUGGAGCCCUGCAGCAAGCUCUGGUGCCGCGAGGGCCCCCUCAGCUACAUAUGCAGUUCCAAGAGCGCAGACCCUCAGUGGCUGGACGGCACCUCCUGCGGGAGCAACGGGAACAUCUGCUUAUUGGGGCAAUGCCUGACCAGGGUGGAAGUGGAGAAGUCCAGGACUAGCGUAGAUGGCAGCUGGUCCUCGUGGGGAUCCUGGGGAGCGUGUUCCCGGACCUGCGGGGGAGGAAUCCAGUACAUACACCGCGACUGCGCCAACCCCGCGCCAAGGAAUGGAGGCGAAUACUGCGUGGGGCAGAGGACCAGCUACCGCUCCUGCAACACGCAGGAGUGCCCAGACAGAAAGACUUUCAGGGAGGUGCAGUGUGAGCAGUUCAACAACAUCAAUUACAAGGACUCUGAAGGGAACGUGGUCCAGUGGAUGCCCAAGUACGCGGGCGUGUCGGAGAGGGACCGCUGCAAACUGAUUUGCAGGAUUCGAGGAAGGCAGGAGUACAAAAUGUUCGGCCAGGUGGUGGACGGCACCCCGUGUGGGCUGGACACGGAUUCCGUCUGUGUGAACGGCCAGUGUAUCCAGGCCGGCUGCGACCACGUGAUCGGCUCGCUCAAGACGCGGGACCAUUGCGGCGUGUGCGGUGGCAACAGUAGCACGUGCCAGCGGUACACCGGCGUCUUCAACCCCACCAGUUACGGCUACAACCACAUCGUCACCUUCCCAGCCGGCACCACCAACAUCGACAUCAAGCAGCGGAGCUACCCCGGGUUCCUGAACGACGGGAACUACCUGGUCCUGAAAGCCACUGACGGGAGCUACCUGCUCAACGGGGACCUGUUCGUGAUGCCCUCGGAGUACGACGUCUACCUGAACGGGACCACCAUCCUGUACAGCGGCUGCAUGGUGAGCCUGGAGCGCCUGCAGACCUUCGAGCCGCUGCCUGAGCCCCUGACCCUGCAGCUCUUAACCGUCGCCGGAGAGCAGCCGCCACCCGCCAUCAAGUUCUGCUUCUCCCUGCCCAACCACGCGGAAUUCAACAGGCCCAUCAGCGUGCAGAGAACCUCGGGCGCAAAGCCCCAACCCCAGAACGCGCAGUGGUUCGUCGGGGCAUGGCACAACUGCUCCAGCACCUGCGGCGCCGGCUGGCAGAUGCGUCUCGUGGAGUGUCGCUUGCCCUCGGGCGAGCUGGCCACCACCUGCAACGAGGAGGAGAAACCCGCCGACCUCAAGGCCUGCAAGAACCAGUGCCCGGAGUGA
Sorex fumeus (smoky shrew) is the source of this 2625-nucleotide messenger RNA. It is a transcript of the gene ADAMTS8, whose product is annotated as ADAM metallopeptidase with thrombospondin type 1 motif 8. The record is from RefSeq and is a predicted model, not a curated record. Bases 1 to 2625 code for a protein of 874 amino acids. Gene Ontology annotation, molecular function: zinc ion binding; metalloendopeptidase activity. NCBI's taxonomy places the organism in Eukaryota, Metazoa, Chordata, Mammalia, Eulipotyphla, Soricidae. The transcript is spliced from 10 exons. Gene Ontology annotation, biological process: extracellular matrix organization; proteolysis.